UCUAUUGCUUGAUCAGAAAAAUACGAGGGUUCAAUUCGAUGGCACUGAGGGCGCGUUACACCACCGCUUCAACUUCAACUCUUCCUGCCUCAUUUUCGUUGUGCACGUCGUCAUCCAAUUUGUACUCUGCGUGCGCAUUGCGCCUACCGUUUACUGUAACAUUUACAAUAUAUUAAUCAUCAUCACUGCAGACGAUAGAUCAAUUUUUUUUUUUUUUUUGCACUCGGUACUUUUGUUUAGUAUAAAAUCAGAGACUUUCCGACACUGAAGUCUGAGAUUGAGGGAAGCUGGCAGUGACGCUCAACGCUGCAUUUCUGGGAAGUCAAGAGGUUUGUGAAUCAUUCUUCAAUUCGCCUCACAGAUCAAAGCGAGUCUUGUAAAUUGGAUAAGAAAGUUGUAUUGGGAGUAAUCUGAUAGAAGAUAGGAAUGUGGGGUCGCUCUGCGGUGUUAAGAACCGGAAAUUUCCGGCCUGAAAAUUUGGGCCAAAAUGCGUUGGCCAUGAUUGGGAAUGUAUGCUUCUCCAUGUUUGUUAUUGGAGUGUUAAUCUUUACGAUUAUUGCUGCUACUUAUGAACCUGAGGACCCCUUGUUUCAUCCUUCGACCAAGAUCACCAACUUCCUAACUUCCAAAUCCAAUGCCACCUUCAAAUCUGAUGACACUGUUGUUAAAACUGGAGAGGAUUUUAUGGCUACCAACGAAACUUCAUUUGGCACUGCCAUUAAUCUAACAGAUGUUAAUAACUCAGUUGAAUUCGAAAACAAAGAGGCUGUCUCAUCUGAUUGUGAUGUCAAUGCUCCUAUUGAUUGUAAGGACCCUGAGGUGUUCCAUUUGAUGAUGACGACCACUAUUGAAAAGUUUAAGGAUAUCCACUUUUACCGAUUUGGGAAACCUGUACGAGGGUCCGAUGAUCAUAAUUGUGAUAUGGCAUGGCGGUUCAGGCCAAAGGAAGGGAAAGCUGCAGCAUUUUAUAAGGAUUAUCGGAGGUUUGAGAUUUCUAGGUCCGAGAACUGUACACUUAGUAUUGUCAGCAUCGGGGAAUACCAUACAGGUGUAAAUGCAAGGAAGAGGAAGAAGAAUAAGAAAUCUGGGUCAAAGUCAGAGGAGAUGACCUCAAUGCCCGUUGUUGGAGAGAUUGUCAAUGAUAGCCUUCCUGUAGUUGAGUCUGAAAGUUCGUUUAGUCAUCAAAAGUACUUGAUCUAUGUGGGUGGCGGAGAUAGGUGCAAGAGUAUGAAUCAUUAUCUUUGGAGUUUCUUGUGUGCCCUUGGGGAAGCUCAAUACCUUAAUCGAACAUUGGUUAUGGAUUUGAGCAUAUGUCUUUCUUCAAUUUACACUUCAUCAAUGCAAAAUGAAGAGGGCAAGGAUUUCAGGUUUUACUUUGAUUUUGAGCAUUUGAAGGAGGCAGCCUCUGUAUUGGACCAGGGUCAGUUUUGGUUAGAUUGGAAUAAAUGGCAAAAGAAAGAUAUGUUGACACUUCAUCUUGUGGAGGAUUUUAGGGUCACCCCCAUGAAACUUGCAGAAGUGAAAGAUGCUUUGAUUAUGAGAAAGUUUGGUUCUGUAGAGCCAGAUAACUACUGGUAUAGGGUCUGUGAAGGAGAGACUGAAUCUGUUGUUCAAAGGCCAUGGCAUUUGAUAUGGAAAUCCAAGCGGUUGAUGGAAAUAGUGUCGGCAAUAGCAGCAAGGUUGAAUUGGGACUAUGACUCUGUUCAUAUUGUGAGAGGCGAAAAGGCAAGGAACAAGGAGCUUUGGCCUAAUCUAGAUGCAGAUACCUCUCCUGAUGCACUUCUCUCAACCUUGCGGGACAAGGUUGAUGAGGGAAGGAACCUCUAUGUUGCAACGAAUGAACUAGAUACAUCUUUCUUCGACCCUUUAAAAGAUAAGUAUGCCACUCAUUUUCUUGAUGAAUAUAGGGAUCUUUGGGAUGAAAAUAGCGAAUGGUACUCUGAGACAACAAAGCUUAAUAAUGGGGUUCCAGUAGAAUUUGAUGGUUACAUGAGAGUCUCUGUUGACACUGAAGUGUUCUUGAGGGGGAAAAAGCAGAUUGAAACUUUCAAUGAUUUGACCAAUGAUUGCAAGGACGGAAUCAAUACCUGUAGUGUCGCAACCAACUGAUUUCUGUGACAUUUGAGAUUAUUGUUUCAUACACUGGAAUAUCGUGCGUCUGUACUUUUAGCUGUUAGCUGUGUUGCAUUUGAUAUAUUGUAGCCUGUCUGUUCAAGUCUCUGUAGUAAAGAGUAAAAUCAUUCAGUUUUGUGUUGUAAGAGUAGUGCUUCCUCAGAAGUUAUGAACCCCCUUGAUUAAAAUUUGUUCUGUGCUUGAACCUUAUCUAUAUAAUCAGCCGUUGAUGGUUGAAGCAAUGCAACUUCUGUACUUUUAUUUA
This is a messenger RNA of Prosopis cineraria, 2377 nucleotides long. RefSeq lists its product as uncharacterized. Gene Ontology annotation, cellular component: Golgi apparatus. The coding region runs from base 427 to 2109 and encodes 560 amino acids. The record is from RefSeq and is a predicted model, not a curated record. NCBI's taxonomy places the organism in Eukaryota, Viridiplantae, Streptophyta, Magnoliopsida, Fabales, Fabaceae. The transcript has 2 exons.